This is a messenger RNA of Nematolebias whitei (Rio pearlfish), 1401 nucleotides long. RefSeq names its product SREBF pathway regulator in golgi 1 (gene spring1). The record is from RefSeq and is a predicted model, not a curated record. Gene Ontology annotation, biological process: positive regulation of SREBP signaling pathway. The transcript is spliced from 5 exons. NCBI's taxonomy places the organism in Eukaryota, Metazoa, Chordata, Actinopteri, Cyprinodontiformes, Rivulidae. Bases 541 to 1143 code for a protein of 200 amino acids.
CAUCCGUGUAGGAAUGUUGUGUUGUUGUUUAACGUUGCGGGUUAGAUUUUGCUGGAUGAACAGCACCGUUACCGCUCGUUAAUACUUACGAUUGGCAUUACAGAACAUUUUUGUUCCGUGGAGACUAAGCGGGCUCGUUCGGCAGCGUUUUAACAUUGUUCCAUCAUCAGUGUCGGCGAAGGCUAACAACGCUAGCAAGCUAACAAAGCAGGCUAUUUACGAUGAAGCCCCAUUAGCUAACACACCCACCUCCUUUAGGCAGAAGAUAAAUACAUUCACUGCUGCUCGGCUCGAUAUAUUCAGUUUGAACUGGUUUAGCUGUCUGAAAACUGCAACAUGGGGUAGCUAAAGCCCGUGUGGACGUCUCACUCGUUCGUUGACAGCUCGUUUGGGGCUCUGACAGAUCGAGCAGGUCAGGUUGGUUUUUAAUGGUUGAUCACUCGUGGUGUGACGCUCACAUUCCACGGAGCUGAGAAGUUCGGUCAGUACCUGGUGGAUUUAAUGUUCUGACAGCCAGCUGCCGGAUACAAGGGUCAUGAGAUGAUGGUGCUGCGGAGGUUACUGAGGAAGCGCUGGGUGCUGGGGGUCGUCUUUGGACUCUCCCUCAUUUACUUCCUGACUAGCACUCUGAAGCAGGAGGAGAGGUCCAUACGGGACCGCACGCUCUUAGAGGUUAAAGAUUCAGAGCAGCGCAUCGCCUGGAAGGUCCGUUUCAACCUCGGGAACAGCAGCCGGCAGAUUACUCAGUGCAGAAACUCCAUCCAGGGCAAGACUCUGAUCACUGACGAACUAGGUUAUGUCUGCGAGAGGAAAGACUUGCUGGUUAACAGCUGCUGCAAUGUGAACGCUCCCAGCACCAGACAGUACAUCUGUAAAAGCUGCCUGGCCAACGGCUGCUGCAGCAUCUACGAGUACUGCGUGUCUUGCUGCCUCCAGCCAGAUAAGCAACCUCUUCUUGAGCGCUUCCUGAAUCGUGCAGCCAAAGGCUUCCAGAACCUUUUCACUGCCGUCGAGGACCAUUUUGAGCUGUGCCUCGCCAAAUGCAGGACCUCCUCACAGAGCGUCCAGCAUGAAAACACCUACAGAAACCCGCAAGCAAAGUAUUGCUACGGCGAGAGUCCUCCGGAGCUCCUACCUAUAUGAACUGCACUUAUUUCUGUGGUUUUAAGAAGAACAAACGAAUCAUGGGUCAGUAAACUAAAACAAACCAAGUCCCCGUUUGGAUAUGGAAUGGGACUUGGCGAAGGAGAGACUGUUCUGAAUCAUUUUUCAUUAACAAAUGAAGACAUCCAAGACCUCCGACCUCAAAACAAAACAACAAAUGCUGUUUGUAAGUUUAUUAUUUACACUUCAUAAGUGCAUAGAAGACGUCAUACGUUCAUCCAUGAUGAUCAUCGGGUC